Cyphellophora europaea CBS 101466 is the source of this 1557-nucleotide messenger RNA. RefSeq lists its product as uncharacterized. NCBI's taxonomy places the organism in Eukaryota, Fungi, Ascomycota, Eurotiomycetes, Chaetothyriales, Cyphellophoraceae. The record is from RefSeq and is a predicted model, not a curated record. The transcript is spliced from 6 exons. Gene Ontology annotation, molecular function: iron ion binding; heme binding; monooxygenase activity. The coding region runs from base 1 to 1557 and encodes 518 amino acids.
AUGGCGAGUGAAGCUGGCUCAGUAUUGGGCACAUCAGCCACGCUCCUUGGACGCAUAUUCUCAAUCAUACUCGGCUAUUAUGUCCUCAAAUUUGUCUACCAGAUCAUCCAUUACCGCUUUUUCCACCCGCUAUCGAAGUUCCCUGGCCCUUUUUGGGCAUCCGCAACUCGGCUGUACAUUACCUUCUGGAAUCUGAAGGAGACUGAACAUGUGCACAUGCUAGAUCUCCAUCGUCAAUAUGGUCCUGUGGUACGCAUAACACCCACGUUACUCGUGGUCAGCGACGCGACAAAGCUCCCAACUAUCUACAGCCGCCAUGCAGACAAGACAAAGCACUACAUCACCGGCAGUUUCGGAAAGACUGAAAGUGUCUUCAACAUGCAGGACCAUCGCCAUCAUGCAGCUUCCCGCAAGCAAAUUGCUGGACCGUACAGUUUCACGAAUAUCAAGAAAAUGGAGCCGUUGAUUGAUGCGAGGAUCAAUGACUGGCUUAGAAAGAUGGCCGUAAACUUCGUUGAUUCUAAGCAAAGAUUUGACUUCGCACCCUGGGCAGUUUAUAUGGCCUACGAUAUCAUCUCUGAGAUUGGAUUCGGUGCGCCUUUUGGUUUUGUUGAAAAAGGUGCUGAUGUGGAAGGUUUGAUCCAAGGUUUCCACGAUGGCCUCCCGGCUUUCGGUUUAAUGGCAAGGCUGCACCCUUUCACGACUUGGAUCAAGACUACAUGGGUUGGCGAGAAGUUUCUGGUCGCGAAGCCAGAAGAUGCAACUGGUAUUGGUACGUUGAUGCGCUUUCGCGAUCGUCUCAUCAGCGAGAGAGUCGAUAAUAUGGCCGCGGGAACUACUGACGGGCGAAUUGACCUGUUGCAAACAUUUCUCGAUGCACGUGAUGAGGACGGCAAAGCUAUCGAGAUGGAUCGCAUCAAAGCAGAAGUGCUCCUGGUGAUGCUGGCGGGCGCCGAUACUACAGGCACUUCCUUCCAGGGUCUGAUCUGCAUGGUCAUGUCGAACCCUAGCAUCUAUGCCAAGAUGAUGGAAGAGAUCGAUGCUGCAAGUCGUGACGGACAUUUGUCCUCGAUGCCCCAGUACGAGGAAGUCAUUCGCCACUGCCCUUACUAUGUUGCCUGUGUGAAAGAGACAAUGCGACUCUGGCCAGCGGCUCCCAACAUCUUUCCCCGAAAGGUUGGAAAACCAGGUAUGGAGCUGUUUGACAAGUUCGCACCCGAAGGUACAGAAGUCUCAUGCAACCCGUGGGUGCUGGCUCGAGACACAAAUUUGUAUGGCCCCGAUGCUGGCCAGUUCCGCCCCGAGCGGUGGCUUGAGAAUGAUGAUCGGGCCAAGGACUUCGACAAGUACAACAUGGUGUUUGGCUACGGUCCCAGAGUCUGCCUGGGAAGGGAUAUCGCGUUGAUGGAACUCUACAAAGCCCCUUUACAGUUCUUCCGUACGUUCGAACCAGAGAUUUCAAGCCCCGACAGCAUGGGCAAAUUCGUGGUAAAGGGCGGGGUGGCAUACUGGACCGAUAUUUUCAUGACUUUGAAAAGGCGCUCGGCCGCGGCAUAG